Messenger RNA from Geodia barretti, 1539 nucleotides. NCBI's taxonomy places the organism in Eukaryota, Metazoa, Porifera, Demospongiae, Tetractinellida, Geodiidae. The record is from the annotation of a GenBank genome assembly.
AUGGCCAGAAGUCUUCGCCUCAAAGGGGUCCUGCUCCUUCUGCUGGUCGCGGGGCUCGUAUAUGUGAUCAACCCGCCCCGGGACAGGAUCGUGCUGGGGCUGGAUCUCCAGGGCGGCAUCCAUCUCGUCAUGCGGGUGCAUACCGAGGACGCGGUGCGGGUCCUGACCGACGAGACUGCCGAGCAGUUCGCGGAACGCCUCGACAACGAGGAGAUCGACUUCGCAGACGUGGAGACGGAGGGACUCGGACAACUCACCAUCCUGAAUCUGGACGAUUCCCGCCUCCGCGAGGUCCGGGACAUCGUCGCCUUCAGUUGGCCGGGCUGGGAUCUCCGCAGCGCCGGCGGCGGCGACUGGUCGUUCAGCCUGCGCCCCAGCGAAGAAAUCGUGGUCCGCGAACAGACCGUGUCCCAGGCGAUGGAGACCAUCCGGCGGCGCGUCGACGAGUUGGGUGUCGCGGAACCGGUGAUCACGACCCACGGGAACACCGGCGACCAGAUCCUGGUGCAGUUGCCCGGCUACGAGGACGUCGCGCGGGCAAAGGAGAUCAUCCAGGCAACGGCCCAACUGGAACUCCGGCUCGUGCAAGCGGGGCCGGCGAUCGACCAAGCGGUGCUGCCGCCGCUGAGCAGCGCGCUGGAGAACAUCCCGACGGAACUGCCGACCGGCGCUAUCGGCUACUACCAAGUGAACCGGGUCGCCGCCAUCACCGGCCGUGAUCUCAGAAACGCCCGGCAGGCGAUCGACUUCCAAACGAAUACGCCCAAUGUGGAGUUCAGCCUGCAUGCCGAGGGAGCUUCCCGGUUCCGCGAGUUCACGGGCGCCAACGUGGGCCGUCAGAUGGCGAUCGUCCUCGAUGACCUUGUUGUCUCGGCUCCCGUCAUCCAGAGCCCGAUCUACGACCAGGGCCAGAUCACCGGAAAUUUCACGGUCGAUGAGGCGGUCGAUCUCGCGCUCGUCCUGCGCGCCGGAGCGCUACCGGCAUCUCUCGAGUACCAGGAGGAACGCACCGUAGGACCCUCCCUCGGCGCGGACUCGAUCCGGAGCGGCGUGACCGCUUCGCUGGUGGGUCUGGCCGGCGUCUUGCUGUUCAUCCUCUUCUACUACCGGCUCUCCGGGGUGAACGCCGUCACCGCCCUGGUCCUGAACCUCCUCAUCCUGCUCGGGGCGAUGGCCUACUUCGCAGCCACGCUGACGCUUCCCGGGAUCGCCGGGGUCAUCCUGACGAUCGGUAUGGGAGUGGACGCAAACGUCCUCAUCUUCGAGCGGAUCAAGGAGGAGAUGCGGACCGGCAAGCCCCCGCGCACCGCGAUCUCGGUCGGGUUCUCCCGCGUCUUCUGGACGAUCGUGGACGCGAACAUGACCAGCCUGGUGGCCGCGGCGAUCCUCUUCCAGUUCGGCACCGGACCGGUCCAGGGAUUCGCGGUGACCCUCAGCAUCGGACUCAUCAGCAACGUCUUCACCGCCAUGUUCGUUUCGCGCUACAUCUUCGACCUGGUGCUCUCCGGACGGCGCCAGGUCCCGGCGCUCAGCAUUUAG